AUUCCUUCUAAUUUAUAAUCCAUGAAUAAUACCGCCAAGGUUUCAUUUCCACUCUCAUCCCAGCUUCAAUUCCUUCCUUUCACGGCGGCUUUUGUCGAACCCAUUUCUCAUCCUAAGCGGCCUUCCCUUCCGCCGCCCAGGCGAAGCAAUUCAUGGUCUCCCCUCUGGACCAAGUCGUGAUUUCAAAGACAGCCACGAUGAAGCAGCUUUCUCUGCCGCCGGAAAUGUCACAGGCCGGCGAAGGGAAACCCAUAAAGGACCCGAUUCUCCGGCGACCUCGCCGGACCAACCCGAUGAUCUGGUGCGGUGCCAUCGUCUGCUUGAUAUUCAGCUUCCUUCUCAUCCUCUUCGGCAUCGCAACUCUGGUGAUCUUCGUUGGGAUCAAACCCAGAACUCCCGUGUUCGACGCCCCGAUGGCGAGCCUCACCGUCAUCUACUUGGGCUCGCCGGGGUACUUCAACGGCGACUUCACAUUCGUCGGAAACUUCUCAAACCCCAACAAGAAAAUAGAUGUAAGGUUUGAGUAUGCGGAGAUAGAGCUCUACUUUUCCAACAGUCUCAUCGCGACUCAAGCUCUCGGGCCUUUUACAGAAAGGGCCGGCGAGACGAGAUCGGUGUCGGUUCACAUGAUAUCGAGCUUGGUUUACUUGGCCCCCACUCUGGCAAGAGAGCUUCAAAAGCAGGUGGAGAGGAACAGGAUUGUAUACACCAUUAGAGGGACUUUCAGAGUGAGGGCUAGCUUGGGGAUGAUUCAUUUUUCUUACUGGCUGCAUGGCAGAUGCCAGUUAGAGAUGACGAGUCCGCCAACUGGGGUCUUAAUAACUCGCAGUUGCAGAACCAAGAGAUAGAAAGGAGAACCCACAACUGACCAGUAGUCUAGCUGUACGUAGAGGGUAGUUGCCAUGGUGAUUUUAGGGUUUGAAAUUCGGGUUCUAUGAAUUUGAGGUGCACGGCUGAUGUGUGGUUCAAUAUUGUCAUACUUCUUCGAGUUUAAAAUGGAGGAGUAAAGAACAUUUUAAUGGAAAUUUAUUAAGAGUAUGGUUUGGGCUCUUCGACAGUACCUUGUGAAUCUUAAAACAAAGUUGUCAACUACAUCAUAUUUAAGCUCAUGAGUGAAGCUGUGAGUUGAACAAGAUUGAUCCUCAGAUCUAAGGUGUCCUUAAUUAGAAAUUUCAACCAUGCCCUUUUGAAUUAGAAAAAAAGAAAUACAAAACCCAUGUUAUGCCACUGAAUUCCUCUGUUUCAUU
Molecule: messenger RNA, 1247 nt
Organism: Diospyros lotus (date-plum)
Lineage: Eukaryota; Viridiplantae; Streptophyta; Magnoliopsida; Ericales; Ebenaceae
Product: NDR1/HIN1-like protein 6
Exons: 1
Coding region: 153-848 (231 amino acids)
Cellular component (GO): plasma membrane
Source: RefSeq, a predicted model, not a curated record